AUGGCAUUGAGGCGUAGGGUGGGUGUGGCGCUGGGCGCGCUGCUGGCCGUGCUGCUGGUGGUCGGCGUGGCCGCCCAGGUCGGGUCGCCCAAGAAGAAGGUCGACAAGACCAUCACGCACAAGGUGUUCUUCGACAUCGAAAUCGACGGCGCGCCCGCCGGACGCAUCGUCAUGGGCCUGUACGGCAACGUUGUACCCAAGACUGUUGAGAACUUCCGGGCCCUGGCUACGGGAGAGAAGGGGACUGGAAAAGCGGGCAAGCCGCUGCACUUCAAGGGCUCCAAGUUCCACCGCGUGAUCCCGAACUUCAUGAUCCAGGGCGGAGACUUCACGAACGGCGAUGGCACGGGCGGCGAGUCCAUCUACGGCGCGCGGUUCCCCGAUGAGAACUUCAAGCUCAAGCACCUGGGCCCGGGCGUGCUCUCGAUGGCCAACGCGGGCCCGAACACCAACGGGAGCCAGUUCUUCAUCUGCACCGUCAAGACGUCGUGGCUCGACGGCCGCCACGUGGUAUUCGGGCGCGUGAUCGAGGGCAUGUCGGUGGUGAAGACAGUCGAGGAGAAGGGCACGCCCUCGGGCAAGCCCAGCGGCGUCAUCACCAUCGCUGACUCCGGCGAGCUGCCCGUCGAGGAGGGCGGCACGCCCGACGAGGAGCUGUGA
Messenger RNA from Pedinophyceae sp. YPF-701, 660 nucleotides. The record is from the annotation of a GenBank genome assembly. NCBI's taxonomy places the organism in Eukaryota, Viridiplantae, Chlorophyta, Pedinophyceae.